Messenger RNA from Lampris incognitus (smalleye Pacific opah), 6936 nucleotides. It is a transcript of the gene cry2, whose product is annotated as cryptochrome circadian regulator 2. Gene Ontology annotation, biological process: entrainment of circadian clock by photoperiod; negative regulation of DNA-templated transcription; circadian regulation of gene expression. The transcript has 12 exons. Lineage: Eukaryota; Metazoa; Chordata; Actinopteri; Lampriformes; Lampridae. The coding region runs from base 181 to 2373 and encodes 730 amino acids. Gene Ontology annotation, molecular function: FAD binding; DNA binding. Gene Ontology annotation, cellular component: nucleus; cytoplasm. The record is from RefSeq and is a predicted model, not a curated record.
UUUGCUGUGACGGGUCAACACAGUCGGGGAAGUUUCCGAGGUCUACGAAAAGUCUUACUAUUUAUUUUUAUUUUUGGACGGGGGACUCUCCAUUUCCGGAUUUAAGCCGUCGUUUCUGUCAUUUUUGCCAUUGAUUUUGCUCGAAUGAUGGACUGAGAGACAGAAAAACAAAAUAACAACAUGGUGGUGAAUUCGGUGCACUGGUUUCGCAAAGGGCUGCGGUUGCACGAUAAUCCGGCAUUGCAAGAGGCCCUGAACGGAGCGGACACUGUGCGCUGUGUUUAUAUUCUGGACCCCUGGUUUGCUGGUUCUGCUAAUGUGGGAGUCAACCGAUGGAGGUUUUUGCUGGAGUCUCUUGAGGACUUGGACAGCAACCUGCGGAAACUGAACUCGAGAUUGUUUGUUGUGAAAGGGCAACCCACUGAUGUCUUCCCCAGGCUUUUUAAGGAGUGGCAGGUGACGAGACUGACAUUUGAGUAUGAUCCAGAACCUUAUGGGAAGGAGAGGGACGGAGCCAUCAUCAAGAUGGCCCAUGAGUUUGGAGUUGAAACCAUAGUCAAGAAUUCGCACACUCUUUACAACCUGGAUAGGAUCAUAGAGUUGAACAACAACUGCCCUCCUUUGACUUUUAAGCGGUUUCAGGCCAUUGUGAACAGACUGGAGCUGCCCAGGAGACCUAUACCUACCAUCACCAAACAACAAAUGGACAGAUGUAAAACUCAAAUAGCUGACAACCAUGACCAACACUACAGUGUACCUUCUCUGGAAGAAUUAGGUUUUAAAACAGAAGGCCUACCUCCUGCUGUUUGGAAAGGAGGGGAGUCAGAGGCCUUGGACAGACUCAAUAAACACCUGGACAGAAAGGCAUGGGUGGCCAACUUGGAGCACCCACGGGUCAACAUGUGCUCUUUGUUUGCCAGUCCCACUGGUCUCAGCCCUUAUGUUCGCUUCGGCUGUCUGUCGUGUAGGGUUUUCUACUAUAACCUUCGAGAGCUUUACAUGAAGCUUCGUAAGCGCUGCAGUCCUCCACUCUCUUUGUUUGGCCAGUUGUUAUGGAGGGAGUUCUUUUAUACAGCAGCCACCAACAAUCCAAAUUUUGACCGCAUGGAUGGAAACCCUAUCUGUGUCCAGAUUCCAUGGGACCAGAAUCCUGAAGCGCUGGCUAAGUGGGCUGAGGGACGGACUGGGUUUCCCUGGAUAGACGCAAUCAUGACCCAGUUACGACAGGAGGGCUGGAUCCAUCACUUGGCUAGACACGCUGUUGCCUGUUUUCUCACUAGAGGGGACCUCUGGAUCAGCUGGGAGAGUGGCAUGAAGGUAUUCGAGGAGUUACUACUUGAUGCAGAUUGGAGUGUGAAUGCUGGCAGUUGGAUGUGGCUGUCCUGCAGUGCCUUCUUCCAACAGUUCUUCCACUGCUACUGUCCUGUUGGCUUUGGAAGACGCACUGAUCCGUCAGGAGACUACAUUAGGCGCUAUAUCCCUAUGUUAAAAGACUAUCCGAAUCGCUAUAUCUAUGAGCCCUGGAAUGCCCCCAAUUCAGUUCAGAAGGCAGCCAACUGUGUGGUGGGAGUGGAUUACCCCAAACCUAUGAUCAACCACGCUGAGGGCAGUAGGCUUAACAUAGAGAGGAUGAAACAGGUCUACCAGCAACUAUCACAUUACAGAGGACUUAGUCUCCUUGCAUCAGUGCCAACUAUUCAGGAGGAAGCAGAGCCACCGAUGACUGACGAAUCACAAAACAGCAGUGGCCCUGACUCCCCUCAUGAAGCACCCACUGACAGUGAGCACCCAACGUGCAGCUCCACAGUUCCUGACUCCUCUACAGUCUGCACGUCUUUUGCUGCUCAUGACCUACACCCGACUUCAAGCUCACAUCCAGAACAAACAAGAAGUGAGCCAUCUCAGCCUCCCUCCACCUUGGCACCUACAGCAGCUAUAAAUGCUGCAUCUGAAACCCAGCCACCAGUCACAUCUCCAAAUCAUAGCCUUAGCCAGGUCUUAACCUCUCCUCCCUGCUCACCAGCUCAACGAAGCUUAGCCACUAGCCCAGUCCCAGCUCAGAACCUGUCUCCAAAACUCAAAACCACGACCUCAUCUCUAAGUCCAACCUCAUCCAACAUCAGAGCUUUAUCUCCACAUCCAGCUUUUACCUAUGCUCCGGUCCAGGCCUGUUCUCUAGGCCAGAGAAGGAGAGGCCAACCCCGCAAGCUGCGACGCAGUCAGAGGCACAGAGGUCGACAAAGCUGUAAUACAACAGUCAGGAUGGGGGAGAAGAAAACGGAGGAAGGAGAAGAGGAGAUGGAAGAGGAGGUUAAGAGUGAGGACAACAUGGAAGAGGAGAUGUCUGAAGGGAAAGAGGACAUUCAGCAGUGAUACCCCAAAUUCAGGAGGGAAAAGUAAGAGAUGUGUGUAUCUAAGAUAGUGGUAAACAAAGGCACUGUGUAUGUGAGAGGUGGAGAACAAGAAUCAUUGAAGUCUGUCAGCAUAAUGUCUCACAUCAGAGAUGGUAUUAGAAGAGCCUCAGACUGGCCCAAUGAAGCCAGAAACGUGCUAUUACUCAUCAACAGUUCUGUUUUUUGCUAUUGAUGGUUAUCUGGCUUCAUCAUAUUGCUCUGCAAUGUGUGUUGAAGUAGUUUACUGUAGAGUGAUAAGCAGUAGGGGUUUGGGUCAUUACCUCUACAUUUGACACCAUGAUACUGUUGCAGACAGAGGGGGAUUAUUCCAUUCAGAUAGGUUGUGAGCAGCUGUCUAAAGAGUUCAGGUAUCUUCCAAGUCUUAUCCACAAGUAUCGGUGAAAGGGAUUGACUUUUGUGUAGGUGCAGCAGCUGCAGUCAUGUAGGCAAUGCAAUGGACUGUGGUGAUAAAUAAGCUUAGCAAAAAAGCAAAGCUCUAGAUCCACCAAUUAAUUUUUGUUCCAGCCCUCAACUACAGUCAUGAGCCCUGAACACCAGAAGAGAGAAACAAUGAAUACAAAUGGCAGAACUGAGGUUCUGUGCCAUUUUGCAGAUCUCACUCUUUUAUGAUAAGGUGAUGAUGUCAGUGCUUCAAGAGGACUUCAAAGUAAGCCAAACUAAACUUAGUUUGGUUAGAGCAGUUAUCUUAUUUCUUUGUCCAAAGACAUUAAGUCUGGUGAAUCAGAGAUACUAAAUUGCCCCUAGGUGUGAAUGUGUGCAUGAAUGUGUCUGUCUGUGUUGUCUGCCCUGCGAAGGACUGGCAACUUGUCCAGGGUGUUCCUCCGCCUUCUGCCCAGUGAGCGCUGGGAUAGGCUCCAGCACCCCUUGACCCUAAUUAGGAUAAGCGACUUGGAAAAUUAAUGAGUUAUCUUGAAUCAUGGAGCAGUUUCCCCUGUAGUGUGGCUCAUCUGAGCAGGUGAAAACAUGCCAAUCACAUGCUGACUGAAGUAACUGGACCGAGACUGGGUUGAGUAGGUGGUUUUGGUGACACUCCAAAAGAAUCUUAGAACAGGAUGUUUUUCAUUAAGAAAGUGAUAAGAUCCCGAUUUGGACCAACAAUAGGAAGGGAGGUGCAUUGCGGUUCAGAUAUGGUUUAUAAUGUGAGCUGCAAGUAAAAAAAAAAAUUCCAAUAUGGCUGCCAAUGAAAGGAAAGAAAAUUACUUGGGAGGUUGUGCUAUUUCUCACAUUAUUUUUAUGAUGUUUUGAGCUUUUUUGGAAUUCAGUAUUAAUGUUUACAUGCCAUAGAAAGGUAUGUGAAACAAAUAAUAAUCAAGUGGCAUUGUAAAAAUGCAGACUGUUUUGAUGCUCCUUAUUAGUUUAUAAGCAGAAAAAAAUUAUUUCUCACACCAGUUAUUUGACUAAAGAAAAAGACUGAUCUCACAUUACUUUUUGUUGAUAAAUUAUACUUUGCAUGAAAUUUUGCAUUGUGUAACAUAAUUGCAUCAAUAAGAAAUUGUUACAGUGUAACAAAUUAUUCCCUGAUUUGGCCAAAGCAAACAGACUAUAGAUGUGAAAGCAUCGUAAGUAGAGCCAGUUGAAGGUCAGCUACAUGUAAGGAUGUUCCCAGGAUGCCUCCUUUUGGAGAUCUACAUAUCAGGACCAGCUGUGAGGAGUCCAAAGGGCAGACUUGGGAAAUGCUGGAGCAAUUAUGUCUCCUAGAUAGCCUAGAAACACCUUUAGAUCUCCCAGGGUGGACAAAGGAAAGCUUCCAAGAAAAGGGACAUCUGAGUUUCUGUGCUAGCCCUACUGCCAUGUCAUCUGUGGCCCAAAAAAAUUUAAGAGAUGAAUGGCUGGAUGGGUGUCCCUAAAGAUAGGAGUGAUAACUUUUCAAAUUCAUUGCAAAAUUACCAAUUUAUGUUUCUAUGUGAGUGGUUUGUGUAGGUAAGGGGAAAUUGACUAUUUGGAAUGGGUGUUGAUAUUAUCCCAAAGGAUAUCAAUUCCAUUUGUCACUAUAGUUAAAAAAAGAAAAUUAUCCCAAAUAUACUGCAGUAUCUAAUUGCAACUUGCAGUUUAUCAUAAAACAUUGACCCUAUAAACAUCAUUGGGUUGUUGCCUCUCUGUAGUUAGGCCAGCAUUAGAUGAUUUUUCAUGCAAUUUGGUUGUAAGCAACUGGGUUGCAUUCCAGUUGCACUGUAUAGCACUCCAUACGUCCGACAAGUUUCGUGUGAACAAGUUGCAGUUGUAACCCAUUUAACCUUUUGCAACUAGUUUUAUGCAAUAGCUAAUUGAAAUACUGACCUGUCAUGUGACUUUCCAAUUAGAUAGUGAGCCAAAUAGUGUAUCAGCUGUUAUUUGCAUAUUUGCAAACAUUGGACUGCAAACCAAAACGAAUGACCAGGACCCAGGAAAAAGAAAUUGCCAGUGAGUAUUUUGAAGGUUAGUGGAUUAACAUUGCGUUGAAGUCCUAUGUGUGCAGGGUAAUUUUAAGUAUUUCUCAUCAGUUUCUAGAAAGUUAACUUGGCAAACUAUCAACUGAGCUGUUUCGUGACUUUAGUAUUUACCAACAGCUAUGCAAUAAUCUUUUGUGUAUCAUUAAUAAGUUGCGUGAAGUUUUGAUAGCGUUAGAAAUGCUUUGUGUAAAAUUGCAUGAACCUUCACAACUUGCAACUUACAUGAGUAAUUUUCUUUUGUAACGCCAGCCUAAGAGCUCUCUGGGAUUUCCAUCCCCAGUGUAAAUUGGUAAUAAUGGGGCGGCAGUGGCUCAGGAGGUAGAGCAGGUCAUCUGGUAACUGGAGGGUUGCCGGUUCGAUCCUUGGCUCCUCCAUGCAAAAAUGUCGAGGUGUCCUUGAGCAAGACACUGAACCCCUAACUGCUCCUGAUGAGCAGGUUGGUGCCUUGCAUGGCUGACACCACCAACAUUGUAUGUGUGUGUGCGUGCAUGGGUGAAUGUAAGCAUUCUUGAUUGUAAAGCACUUUGAGUGGCUCUUGCUCGAUGCAGUUGCCUUCUGGGGACGGGUUCACGCCUUGGUCUCGUCAGAUCUGACUAUGGCCGGAUUCCAUGAAGCAGCAAUAAUUGGCAACGCUGUCUUCGGGAGGGGGGCGAAGUUGGCUUGUGUUCGUCACAUGAAUGCGUCUCUGUGUGUGUCGGAAAAAGUGGUUCGGCCUGGAUUCGCCUUGUCACGGAAGUGGCGAGGCAUCUCCUUCGAGACUGCUGGCUGGCGAGAUGCAGUUGGCGAACGCGUGCAGUACGAGGGUGGGUGUUUGAACUAGAAUAGGGAGCAAUUGGCCACUAAAUUGGGAGAAAAAGGGAAAAAUCAGAAAUAAAUCUUUAUAGUGUAGCUCUUGCAGCGAGAAAAGCACUAUAUAAAUGCAAUCCAUCCAUUUUUAAUAACAAAUAAUUGCAAAAUGUAACUGUCUGAAACAAAAAUUUUGGUGUGUGUGUCCAACCAACUGGAGAGGGAACACUCCUCUUAACCUGCACCAGACUGAAUGACUUGCAUAUGGAUAUGCAGAUGAAAGAAAUUGACCUCUUUUGAACAUUAAUUUGACUUUUGUAAGGGAAAGAACGGUGUCUUUUGAGAUGUGUCUGAUUGAAAGAACAAAAGUUAAAGGGUCUCUGAAAUGUUUUAUGCAUGUAGAACUAUUGCUACUUAAGUUAAACCUAACUUAAGUUUAGCUGCAGAGAAAACUUCUCAAGUUCCCUAAAAAUGCCCAAGUUUUUGCUUUCUUCUGAGUGAGUAUCUUAAAAAAUUUUGUCUCUAUUCCAAGUUCACUAAUUCUUUUAUGGAAAAUAUAAAAAAAAGUUGCACAUGCAAUAAAUCAUGCCACUUUCAGUAACUAUCUUGAAGAUGUGGUUUACUAGCAAGAAUUGGUUUUUGGUUUAAUUUAUGACAUGGGGAAAAAAAUUAGCCAGGAUCCCUAGCUAUAGACUAUAAUAACUUGGGGUCCUGGCCCAGCUAAAAACGUCUGAAAUCUCGAUGUAGAGGUGUGCUGCAGGGAAUUGACAAAUGUUAUUGAUUAAACCUCAGACCAUGCUGCUCUAGCAGAAGGAUUCCUCCGGUGUCUCUCUGUCAAGAGUCCCACUGAAGUCUCGCUUUGUGUUGGCCAUUUUGUGGCACCCUUAAAACGCAUUCCAUGUAAUCAAAAUGGAGCACAAGUGACUGGCGUGUUUUGGAUAAUGAAGUAUGUUCACUGUGGAUGGUGUCAGCCGUUCCCUCAUCUCUGCAAGAUCAAGUACAUCCUCAACGGAUCAUUUACUAUUAUAUUAUACAUCAUAACUUAGAAAAAAAUGUUACAGCUCAAAGGAAUUAGGAGUGUCUAUGUUUUAUCCUGUGACGCUAGUGUAUUUGACUUUUUUUUCCAGCUUUUGCCUCAUUCAAACUGAAAGAGUUAAAGAAAAAUAUAUAUUGAACAUCUACAUGUUGUUAAUAUGUAAAUGACUGAUGUGAUUGUUUUGCAAAAUAUUGCAGAUAUUUUUGCCAGCAGCAGAGAUUGUAUAUUAUAUAAAUUAAUGAAACCGAAUAAAAAAAGGUUUGAUCAUCCA